Lachancea meyersii CBS 8951 is the source of this 2964-nucleotide messenger RNA. The record is from the annotation of a GenBank genome assembly. NCBI's taxonomy places the organism in Eukaryota, Fungi, Ascomycota, Saccharomycetes, Saccharomycetales, Saccharomycetaceae.
AUGGGUGUUCCAUCUUUUUUCAGAUGGCUUUCCCGGAAAUAUCCAAAGAUUAUUUCGCCGGUCCUCGAAGACACACCCCAGAUUGUUGAUGGAGUAGCGCUACCUAUAGACUAUGCUGCCACUAAUCCCAAUGGAGAGCUAGAUAACCUUUACUUGGACAUGAAUGGUAUUGUACAUCCUUGUUCGCAUCCUGAAAAUAGACCUCCUCCCGAGACGGAAGAUGAGAUGCUUCUGGCCGUUUUUGAGUAUACGAACCGUGUUUUAAAUAUGGCUAGACCUCGAAAAGUGCUGAUGAUCGCAGUAGAUGGGGUUGCUCCACGGGCCAAAAUGAACCAACAGCGUGCUCGUCGUUUCAGAAGUGCCAGAGAUGCUCAAAUCCAAAAUGAAGAACGUGAAAGAGCGAUCUUGGAGCGUGAAGAUUUGGGUGAGAUUAUUGACGAUAGCGUCAGAAACAAAAAAACCUGGGAUACUAACGCCAUUACACCGGGGACUCCAUUCAUGGAUAAAUUGGCAGCCGCACUACGCUACUGGACUAGCUUCAAACUCGCAACAGACCCGGGCUGGAAAAACUUGCAAGUCAUUAUCAGUGAUGCCACCGUCCCUGGAGAAGGUGAGCAUAAAAUCAUGAACUUCAUCAGAUCCCAGCGGUCUGACCUUCAAUACAACCCCAACACGUCGCAUUGUAUUUAUGGAUUGGACGCAGAUUUGAUUUUCUUGGGUCUAGCGACCCAUGAGCCCCAUUUCAAAAUCUUACGAGAAGAUGUGUUUGCUCAAGAUAAUCGCCGCAGACAGCGAGUCCAGGACACCAUCAACAUGACGGAAGAGGAAAAACAAAGUCUUGCGCGCCAAGAUUCCGAAAAGCCUUUUCUUUGGCUUCACAUAAGUGUCUUGAGAGAAUAUCUUUCUGUUGAGCUUUUCGUACCUCGUCUGUCGUUUGAAUUCGAUAUAGAAAGAGCGAUUGACGAUUGGGUCUUCAUGUGUUUCUUCUGUGGUAACGAUUUCUUGCCACAUCUGCCGUCAUUAGACGUCAGAGAAAACAGUAUUGAUAUACUCGUUGAGAUAUGGAAGAUAAUCCUGCCGCGGCUCAAGACAUAUAUGACCUGUGAUGGAACUUUGAAGUUGGAAUCUGUGGAGCUGCUUCUUGAGCAACUGGGAAGUCGUGAACCUGAGCUUUUCAAAGGAAGAUACCUACAGGAAAUACGGAAACAAGACGCCGCUAAAAGACGCAAGAUGCUCAAGAGCAACAACAACGUAACUCAGGGUAAAACGGAUAGAAAUUUCACAGUCCCACUUCAGAAUAUGCCAGUUUAUGACGUUCAUGGCAACGCAGCAGAGGGCUCAUUGAACCUUUCAAAUAAAGAUUUCGCCAAUCACAGAAAAGAAUUAAAUCUGGCCGGCGAAGGUGAUGCCCAAUCUUCGGCUGCUUUGAAAGCUGUCAGUGAACAAAACGAAAAUCCGAAGAAAGAACACACCAAAGAAGAAAUCGCCACCGCUGUUGAAGUUGCUAAUGACGCUAAUAUAUCUGCAGCAGCGGCGAUGAGGCUGAAACUUCAGGCCAGAAAGGAAAAUGUGGAUCAUGGAAGCUCAAAACCGGAACUCAACGGCUCCAAGGGAAACACUACCGAUGAGAACAUCGAGAUUUCUGCCAAAAGAAUGAUCGAGGAGGUGGAAAAAGACGACUCAGAAACCCCUAGCGCGGUAGACGAAGAGUCUCAAACCCCCUCAAGCUUCCAGGUAAUUCAUACAGGUCUUGUCAAAAGCGGGGUGAUCGAUACCGAAGAAGAGGUCAGAUUAUUCGAGCCAGGCUAUCACGACAGGUAUUAUACUGCCAAAUUUCACGUUGAAGAAAAGGAUAUUGACGCCUUACGCAAGGAUGUGGUAAAAAGUUACGUCGAAGGUGUCUCUUGGGUACUUCUUUAUUAUUAUCAAGGAUGCGCGUCCUGGGAUUGGUAUUAUCCUUACCAUUAUGCUCCUUUCGCAUCUGAUUUCAAAAAUAUCAGCGAGCUGGAUAUUAAAUUCGAGAAAGGAGAGCCGUUCCUGCCCUUUGAGCAGCUAAUGAGUGUCUUACCAGCUGCUUCUGGUCACAAUCUUCCAGCAGUCUUUCGCACUUUGAUGAAAGAUCCCGAUUCAGAGAUCAUUGAUUUCUACCCCGUCGAGUUUCCUGUAGAUAUGAAUGGUAAGAAAAUGUCCUGGCAAGGUAUCGCACUCUUGCCGUUCAUUGAUGAAAAAAGGUUGUUGAAAGCGGUUCGAGCUCAAUAUGAAAGUUUGAGUGACCAUGAAAAAACACGUAACGUACGGAAACAAGAAGUUCUCUUGAUCAGCAAUAAGAAUGCGAACUACGAAAAGUUUAGCAAGAAGCUUUAUAGUGGAUCGCCUGUGGAGAGUGUGCCAUUCCAACACUUUAAGAGUGGAUUGGCGGGUCAAGCUUUUGUUGACAAAGAGGGUUUUACAUUGAAUAGCAAAUUGAUUAGCCCAGUGAUGGGCGGUGGGCUGCCAGAUUUAAGCACGAAUCUUUUCAUGAAAGUGGCUUACAAAAUGCCAGAACUGCCGAGCCCCAGUAAGUCUGUUCUUUUGAAUGGUUUUAUCCCACCACAGGCAAUGCUAUCUCCUCAGGACCGUGACGCCAUAACAUAUCGCUAUAAUCACAGGUGGAACGCGAUGGAUAUGAAGCAUAACAUUGUUCCCGUUGGACCAUGCACUACCACACAGUACCAGCCACGCCUGGGGGGUUACAAAUCGUUUCUCUUUUUCCAGGAAGCGCACGCAAGCGUGCGUAGAGGUCCCGGGCACGAUCAGCGGGUACAGCAGUCGAGAUACAAUUCAGGUAACGGUGCUCAACGCGGGUAUUCCGACAGAGACCAGGGAAUGGGCCGUAAUGCACCUCCUGUAAAUCGGUCGCGUUUUUCAAGAUAUUCGGGCUCUGGCCGGCCGCAAGGAACAGGCCGCCGAGAGUGGCAGCGAUGA